AGAACCGGGUGUGUCGGAUGCAGGCCAAAAGACUGCACAUCCCACUAGAUCAGUUGUAGGAAAACGAGACUAAUAAACGAUAAAGGAAGAGGAUAAACAUUCCGGUUGUAGUUCGAUCGGGGCACAACAUUGUCAUUGCUGCUAGCGAUUACAACCAACCAACAGAUCGCAGCCCUAAGAGGGUAGUCCCAGAGAUACUUUGCCGCUUUGUCGUCUAUCAAUUAGCUCUUGUUUGACGUAGGAAGCGGUGCCACAUACCGAAGAUCCAUUACCUCGAAAUCGGUAGCAAGAAAAACAAAAAGCGAAAGCUGCGUAGCGUAGCCCUUGAUUUGAAAAUAACGCUAAACACACGACGACCCAUCAAUCCCCGACGAUGUCGGCAGCCACGUCUUCUAGCGGGGGGAAGAAGCCCCUGAAAACGUUCAGCGUGGAGGAGGUGGAGAAGCACAACAAGCUCGGCGACUUGUGGAUCACUGUCGACAACAAAGUGUACGAUCUGUCCAAGUUUGCGAACGCGCACCCGGGGGGCAAGCACAUUCUCCUGGAUGUCGCUGGACAGGACGCGACGAAGCAUUUCUACGCGUUCCACGCCACUGCGGUCAUGGAAAAGUACCACAAAAAGCUCUGUAUCGGCACGGUGGAGGGCAAGGAGGAGCAAAUCUACCACCCAUUGGACGAAGACGAAGACGGAGCCACGCAGGCGACCGUGGUGGAGCAGAGCGGCGGCAUUUCGGCCGACAAGGUCGUGCCCGCGAAGAUGGACCUGAAGACCGCGCCCGUGGAGCAGCUGUUGAAGCACCCGCUGCUCUCGCGCACGCCGUUCGGCGAGCCGGCCAGCCUGAAAAAGUUUUACGCGACGCCCUACUUCACGGACUCGCACUUGCGGUUCCGCCUGGGCGUGCGGGAGUUCUUCCACUCCGUGUUGUCCGAGUGCGACGAGCUCGAGGAUUCCCAGGAGUACGUUCCGCAAGAGCUGUGGGAGCAGUUCGGCACCAGCGGAAUCUUCGCGUGCAGUAUCGGCUUGGUCGCCAUGCCCUACGCGAAAAAGUUGAACUUGACGCUCCCGGGUGGCUUGAAACCGGAAGAGUUUGACUUCUUUCACGAACAGAUCCUGCAUGAAGAGUCCAGUCGGAUGCUGCCACCCAGGUAGUAGUACUUUUUUUGCUGUAAAGCGAGCCUCUUUUUGUUUCCCUCUCUAACAGCGAUGUUUAUAAUCAGAUUUAGAGCAAAUGCAGAAAUUAAAAUCUCUUAUACGAAUCUAGGGCUGUUCAUCGCUAUUCAAUGUUCUAUAGGCAGUACUUUCGCGUCGCAGCUGCACAAUUCUCACGUUAAAAUCUAAACUACGUGCAGUGUUUCGGACGGUAUUUUUGCGGGCUUCAACAUCGGUUUGACGCCGAUCAUCAAUUUCUAUCAUGGUGCGGACAAGGAGGAGCUGGUCAGUAGCAUCCUGCUUGGAAAGAAAAAAGUGUGCCUGGCGAUCACGGGCCCGGAGGCCGGGUCGGACGUGGCCAACCACCAAACGAAGGCUACGGUCGCGCCGGACGGGAAGCACUUCAUCGUGCGCGGGCUGAAGAAGUGGAUCACCGGGGGCUGCCAGGCGGACUACUUUGUCACCGCGGUCCGGACGGGCGGCGCCGGGUUGAAGGGCAUCACGAUGCUGCUUAUCAAGCGUGAGGAGGGUAUUACGACGAAACAACUUUCGACUUCGUAUGGAAAGUCGGCGGCCACGGCAUUGGUGCAGUAUGAGGAUGCCAAGGUACCCAUGGAGGGCCGUAUCAUGGCGGUCAAGAAGGGCGACGGAUUGAAUAAGGGCUUUCAGCUCAUCAUGCUCAACUUCAAUCACGAGCGGUGGAUGAUCGUGUGCAAAGUUGUCGGUACUAUCUUUGCAUAGGGUUGAUUGAUGUUGCCUUUUUGAAAUUUCGUUUGAGUACAUCGAUCUACUCUAGCCGGGGGCGAAACGAAAAAUCAAUAGAGGUAUCUUCCUCUCUGAGCUGCAAUGUGUACGAUGCAUGACUAUCCUGUUUGACUUUUGACAUGCAACGUCAAAAGCAUCAUCUUAUGUCCCUUUGUUACUGAACUUGACAGGGGCGCAGCGGAGCGUGAUCGCGGAUUGCCUGCAGUGGCUGACGCAGCGGCAGGCGUUCGGGCGACCGCUGACUGAUCAGCCGGUGCUGCGGUUCAAAUUUGGACAGAUGGCGGCGGCGAUGGAGAGUUUGCAGGCGUAUUUGGAUUACGUGACGUUUCAAAUGAAGACUUUCUACGAUCGGGUUCGUGACGACCCUAAAACCUGGAAGACUCGGGAUUACCUCGCGGGAGAAAUCGGAUUGCUCAAGUACCAGGCCACGCGGGUCAGCACCUUGAUCGCCGACAACGGCUGUCAGCUCUUCGGGGGCCGGGCCGUCACGCGCACCGGCAUGGGCAAAAAGAUGGAGAGGUUCAAUCGGAUCUACAAAAUUUCCAGCAUAUACGGUGGCAGCGAGGAAAUCAUGGCGGAUCUCGGUGUUAGACAGGCUCUUAGGGAAUGGUCACCAGAAGAUAAGCUCAGAGCAAAAUUGUAAAAUUUUCACAGUUUCUCGUUGUUUCAAAGUAGUUAUAGCACAUAAUCAGGCAUAGGUCCUCCUCAUCGCAAUAGUUAUGCGACAUGAAUUCUUUUGCUACUUGCUUGUGUUGUUUCUGUAAGUCGAUUCGCCAGGGUUAUACUCAUUGAGUAACUCAAUGGAGUAGUUUUAUUUCAAAACUGUACGCGCUACAGAGCGCCGAGCUCGGUUUGUCAAGAUGGUGGUAAUCCUCUUCUCGCCGCCGACACUUGUGAAGUGGUAGUGCAAGAUAAUUGCCUGUUUACUUUUAGUUUUAUUUUCGAGCGGUCGGGCGGCGCUUUGUUAUUGUUUUGCGAUGAAUCGGAAGAAAUUAGUUUGGAACUGAAACACAGUGCGUGAUGUUGCCUGUGGCCAAACAGCAACAUAAAAUUUUCCAAUCGCAAUUAGAACAUCAGAUUCAAACAUCUUUUUUCAGGACACCAAAAU
Molecule: messenger RNA, 3023 nt
Organism: Amoebophrya sp. A120
Lineage: Eukaryota; Dinophyceae; Syndiniales; Amoebophryaceae
Source: the annotation of a GenBank genome assembly